Ceraceosorus bombacis is the source of this 3281-nucleotide messenger RNA. Lineage: Eukaryota; Fungi; Basidiomycota; Exobasidiomycetes; Ceraceosorales; Ceraceosoraceae. The record is from the annotation of a GenBank genome assembly.
AUGGCGCGCAAACGCUACCUGGUGGAUCAGCUUUCAGAUUCGGGCGAUGAGGGGGCAGCGUCGGGAUCAGAGACGGAGGGAAGGAGCAACGAUCGCCGCCCAACACGCUCAAAGGAGGAAGCUAUUUACGGAGUCUUUGCAGAGUCCGACGAUGAGCAGGGCCAUCCGGGCGGUGGUGGAAGGGGCGGGGCAAGGGGCAAAGCGAGUGGGAGAGGGAGAGGUACAGCGGGGGAUUAUUCAAGAGGACAGGCUUUCGUCUCUGCCACUUCCAACUCGACAUUGCAAGCUGCUCAACAAGCACGUCAAGGCCGCCAAGGGACCGAGACCGGGCGUGGCGAGUCCUCGUCUCGAUCGUCCGCCCAUUCCGAUUCGGACGAGUCGCGCAUGUCCACCUCUUCAGAACAUCACUCACAACUCCUCUCUCGUCCUCUUUCCACUGAAGAAGAGCUUAGCACUCGUCCCGCUUUCCAAGACGUCAAUCUAGGACCCACGGCAGCUGAGGCGGACAUCAUCUCGCGGUCUGCAGCGCAAGCUCAAAGAAAUGAAGGGGACUCCUCUUUUGUUCCCGCCUCUUUCUUGUCCAGUCGGUCGCGCGAACCUGCCGAGACAUCAGCGUCGAGCGGCUCAAGGGGUGGUAUCGGCUCAAAUUCUAGGGCUUUGGAGGAUAAUGGCUGGACUGCGCCGUCUGGAUCUUCCAGGGGUGGAAUGGGGAUGGCCGGUCGCCAUGUGCCACCACCGCGCAAGGCUGCGCCACUGAACGACGAUGUCGACAUGUUAGAGGAAGACCAGAUCGUCAAAGGACGCGCGGGACUACCUGGCUGUUUCGAUGCGCCGCCAAAAUCUCCAGCGCCCUUACUCGGAGCUUCGGUUAGCCACUCGUCGGCGGCGACGCCAGCUUCCAAGAGAUCCUUUGUCGGUGGAGGUGGUUUAGGACACAAAGCAAGAUCUGCGAACUCCCCAGCAGACAUGAAACCCAUCGCUCCUGGUAAGGGCGGCAAAUUUGCGAGCAUGAUGAUGCAGCAGAUGGGCUGGGCAGGUGGAGGAUUAGGAAAAGCGGGAGAAGGAAUCGUCAAUCCGAUAGAAGUGCAGCUAAGACCUGAAAGAGCGGGUAUAGCUUUCGGCGGACGGAAAGAGAAAACGAAGCAAGCCAAGGAGGAAGCGAAGAGAAGAGGGGAGGCAGUCAGUAGCGAUUCGGAGGGAGAAGACAAACAGAGGAAAGGGGGACGCAAGAAGCAAGGGAAACCAUCUAGAAACGAAGCAGAACAUCAGGAUAGGGAGAGGAGAGAAUUGUGGAGUAGACCUGACAGGAAAAUGAGAAGGGUCAAGGUGCAACAUCGGACGUAUGAGGAGAUCAUAGCAGAGGCUGGCGGAAAUGCGCCUUCUGGUCUUGAAGCGGGCAUCGGACCCAUCAUCGAUGCUACCGGUCCUCAGGUGCGCGAAGUGGCCUCUCUCUCUAGCGCUUUGGGAGACAAGGGCAUUCCGACGAGCGAAAGCACGCGUCUGCCGGAGUUGAGGCACAACCUUAGACUGAUCUGCGAUAAUAAUAGGAUCCUGCUCGAAGGUUUGGCGAGAAAGGGCGCGCAGAAUAUCGAGAGACAAAAAUGGCUCGUCAGGGAGAGAGACGAGUCGGAGAGGAGAAGAGCUAAAGCUGCCGUGGAUGCGCGACGCGUGAGAGAGGUCCUCAGUGUCGUUCGAGAUCUUGAAGAGUUGGGCAUACAGAAUGAGAAACUGGUCUCAUCGCGCGUCGAGGAGGAGAUGGAUACGCAACGAUUGAGCGACCUGAUCGGAUUGCUGAAGGAGAAGUAUGGGGACGAGAUCCAAGGGCUGGGAUUGGACGAAGCUAUCGUUGCUGCUGUUGUGCCUUUUGUGCGCACCAGAAUACGGGCCUGGAAGCCACUGCAAGAACCAAGGCAUCUUUUGGAAGAUUUCGAGCCAUGGCAUUCGGUGCUGCAAAGUGUUGAUGAGAGUCGCCACGCUACUAUGAAUGGGCACUCCAAGUCGGAUCCCCUCAUGACGCCAUUCGAAUCCCUGCUUUGGCAUCUGUGGAUGCCCCCCGUGCGCAGUGCUCUCAACAACGACUGGAAGGCACAUCAUCCGGAAGGUGCUAUGCGUCUGCUGGAAGCCUGGCAACCUUUUCUUCCUCGCUUCAUCUUUGAUAAUCUGACCAAUCAGAUCAUCCUACCUCGUCUUUCCGACGCGGUCGAGCAUUGGGAAAUGUCGUCUUCAAAGGCGCCCCUGCAUGCCUAUGUGUUCCCUUGGUUGGAGGUGAUGGGGGAGCAAAUGACGGAUUUGAUGAACGAGGCGAGGAGAAGAGUCAGGGCCGUUCUUAGGAGCUGGCGAGCUAGCUCUGGUCUGCCGGAAGCCUUGCAUUUGGAGAAAUGGAGAGAGGUGAGUGAGCCUCGCAACGUUGAUUGUGCUUGCUGAGAAUAUACCUGACAGGCUUCUUCGCCGCUGAUGGUUUUGCUGCCACGACGCAUUAUGCACAGGUCUUUCAGGACGCGGAUUGGAACGCCAUGCUUCUGGACCAGGUGGUGCCCAAGCUUUCUUCCUACCUGCGUCAAGAGCUGCGCAUCAAUCCAGCAAAGCAAGAGAUGAGACCUUUUCAUCUCGUCCUAGCCUGGCACAUUCACCUCGCCCCCAUCAACACUUCGCGUCUACUAGAAUCCGACUUUUUCCCGCAAUGGCUCGACGUUUUGCAUCUUUGGUUGACGCAGCCCAAGGUGCAAUUCUCCGAAGUGGGCCAAUGGUAUUCUUUCUGGAAGGCGCAAUUUGCAAAGUAUGCAGGCGUGCAGGAAUUGCCAGGCAUCAAGUUGGGUUUCAAGAGGGGUCUGGAUCUCAUCAAUCAGGCUUUGGAACAAAAGACGGCGGAGGGGAGAGCGAGUUUGCCAAAGGCAGACAGUACGCCCUUGUCCAAGUCUCAAUUCAAGAAUGCUCAGCAAGCACACUCCGCCAAUGCCCCCUCCAACUUUGCAAGUCGACGAGGCGCAGCGGCAGAUCCAGCGAGAGCGAGCGCGAAUGCCGAAUCAUCCAUCACCUUCAAACGCGUCGUCGAGGAAGAAGCAGCAAAGUCGGAAUUGCUCGUCUUGCCACUGAGCAAAUCUCAUCCGCUCAACGGAGCGCCGCUACUUCGCAUAUCCCCUCACAUUACUGGAAAGCCCGGCAUCACUUUUUAUAUCGACGACGACGUGGUCUGGGCUGCUGCUGCGUCAGAUGCGGCUGAUCAGUACAGCCCCAUCAGUCUGCAGGAACUUGUCCAGAGUGCCAAGCUCGUCAAAAAGUGA